AAACAAAUGGGUUGUAAAAAAUUUCUUUGAUGUUACUUAGCGGUUGUUUUCUAUGUAAACUUUUUUUUCACUUUGUUUCUAGUUCUAUUAACUGAAAACUAUGGCUCUCAUUCACAAAAUAAUGAGCGUUACUGUACUUCUCUUGCUAGCAUGGAUGUCUGUUGGAAUUGUUAUGUACAGAACUUCAUCAAAUAAACUGAAUGAUGUAUUUGAGGAAAGUACAGAAUUGUUUAGAAUUCCACUUUCCCCUAGUGAGGAAAUAGAGGCCUGCAGAGCUAAUAAUCGAAAAUUGAGUCCUAAUUUUUGGAAAAAGGUGAAUCUGCGCAAGGAAAAAAUCCCUGAAGAAAUCAAUGAAAUGAUGUCUGCAAUGGUGGUUCAAUCAGACUUUAUUGAGGUUGAGGAUUGUGAUAUUCAUAUUCUUUAUGCAAAACCAGCAAGUUCUAAUCGUAGCAUAUCUGUUUUGCUACUACAUGGUCAGUCUUACAAUUCAGAAACCUGGAAUACACUUGGUACUUUAAGAAAUUUAGCAGCUUUUGGGUACUAUACAGUUGCUGUUGAUCUUCCAGGGUUUGGACGGAGUGCUGCUAUUAACGAUCUUGAUAGAGGCCAAUUUUUGACUGAAGUCAUUACUGCACUAGAUCUCAAAAAACCUGUAAUAGUAAGCCCUAGCGUGAGUGGAGCCUUUUCUCUCAAGUAUCUAUUAAAUAAUUCUGACAAGAUGGCCGGCUUCGUUCCUGUUGCACCCGUUAGUAUGAGCAUCAUUGAUGACAGCCCAUGUUCCAUUGAUGAUGAUGACGUGCUUCAGGAUGAAGAUUGUCAAAGAAUCAUGCACUAUUUAAAGAAGAAACCGAGGUUGAACUGCUAUUAA
Uloborus diversus is the source of this 868-nucleotide messenger RNA. Its product is annotated as putative protein-lysine deacylase ABHD14B. NCBI's taxonomy places the organism in Eukaryota, Metazoa, Arthropoda, Arachnida, Araneae, Uloboridae. The record is from RefSeq and is a predicted model, not a curated record. Gene Ontology annotation, cellular component: cytoplasm.